AUGACUCUAGUCGGUGCCAAUUACCAAGUUAUAAUUUCUGACAUUGCUGCCGCCAUCGCCGCCACUUCUGACCAUGCCGCGAAGAUUAAUCUACGAAUCCAACUAAGAUCCCACAUCUACGAGGCUCUUAAACAAUCCGGCACAUAUGACGAGUUUACAGAUCGCCUUGCUUGGUGCAUGACCAACCAACACCUCAUACUAACUACGAAAGAAGUAGCCAACCUUUACGCCUUAGUGGCUAGAUCAGGCAUUGCACGAGGCAUGGCCUUAUUUCAAAACGGCGCAACAGCAAGGAUAGGACCAGCUCCCACACGCGGACGUGGUCGCGGCAGAGGCCGUGGACGCGGACGCGGCAACUAG
Messenger RNA from Gregarina niphandrodes, 360 nucleotides. RefSeq lists its product as hypothetical. Bases 1 to 360 code for a protein of 119 amino acids. The transcript has a single exon. The record is from RefSeq and is a predicted model, not a curated record. Lineage: Eukaryota; Apicomplexa; Conoidasida; Eugregarinorida; Gregarinidae.